This is a messenger RNA of Saxophila tyrrhenica, 912 nucleotides long. RefSeq lists its product as uncharacterized. Lineage: Eukaryota; Fungi; Ascomycota; Dothideomycetes; Mycosphaerellales; Extremaceae. The record is from RefSeq and is a predicted model, not a curated record. Gene Ontology annotation, cellular component: mitochondrion. The transcript has 2 exons. Gene Ontology annotation, molecular function: oxidoreductase activity; zinc ion binding. The coding region runs from base 1 to 912 and encodes 303 amino acids.
AUGCCUACCAUGAAAGCGCUCCGAUACCAUAAGGACGGGCUGAAAAUCGAUGAUGUUCCGAUUCCUACUCCUGAUCCCAAGGACGUCCUGGUCAAAGUCCACGCCGCAGCGAUUACAGCCGACGAGCUCACAUGGCCGCCGACGCUUGAACGCGAGACUCCGAUCCCAGGACACGAUGUAGCCGGUACCAUCGCCUCGCUCGGCUCCGAAGCUGAAGGCCAUUUCAAGGAAGGCGACAAGGUCUUUGGAGUGACUUGCUUUACUCGAGAUGGUGGAGCAGCGGAGUACAUGGUCGCGAACUACAGGGAGAUCGCGCAUAUGCCGCAGAUGUCGUUUGAGGCGGCGGCGGCGAUCCCUUUGUCAGCGCUGUGGGUGUACCAGGCGUUAAUGGAUCAUGUGCAUGCUCGGUCGGGGCAGAAGGUGCUUAUUACUGGUGCUGGAGGCGGCGUAGGCGUAAUGGCCGUCCAGCUCGCUCGAUCAGCACAACUCCUCGUCUCGGCCACUUGCUCAGCAGACAAGAUCGAGCUCGUCAAGUCGCUCGGCGCUCUGCAGGUAUUCGACUACAACAAGACGACGAUCGAUUACCUGUCCCACGACUACGACCUCGUAAUCGACUGUGUGGGCGGGGACAUCCUCACAAGUUCUUUCAAGCUGCUCAAAGGCGGUGGCCAGCUCAUCAGCGUAGCACGACCGCCGACACUGGACGAGAAGGCAUCCAGACCGGACGUCGAUGCUUCGUGGUUCAUCGUCGAUCCGGACGGCGAGGAGUUGGCGCUUGUGGCAGAGAUGUGCGAUCAAGGCGAGAUCAAGCCGGUGUUGCAGCAAGUACUGCCAUUGGAGGAUGGGGCAAAGGCGUUUGAGAUGCUGGCUAGUGGGCACACGAAAGGCAAGAUUGUUCUCAAAGUCGUUUAG